UGUGAUUAGUUUCCGCGUGUUUCCUUCCCGCGCACAUCGUGCAAGGUGGAAGUUGGUCAUGGUCGUCCGCCAAACGGAAAGCCGCCAUGAUGGCUUUCUGCAAAGUACGCUCAAUAUGUAAAGUUUCGUUAUUGUUUUUCAUUAAUUGUGACUGAGUGCGUGCAAAAAUUAACCAUGGGAACGAACUAGAGUGUGCAAAGUGCAGUUUACGGUCCUUAAGGACCUCCUAGAGAAGCUAUAAAGUGAUUUAUUAGUGCAUUUUUGUGUCGACGCUAGCGUGUUUUGUUCUGUCAACAAAAUGUCGAAGCUCUCGUUUAGGGCGAGGGCCCUAGAUGCGUCGAAACCAAUGCCUAUAUAUCUCGCCGAGGAGCUUCCGGAUUUACCGGACUACUCGGCGAUUAAUCGUGCCGUGCCUCAAAUGCCCUCUGGGAUGGAAAAAGAGGAAGAAAGUGAGCACCAUCUCCAGAGGGCGAUAUCAGGCACGGGGCUCAUAAUUCCUACACCGGAGGUGUGCGAGGUCAGCGACCUCGAGUUCUACGAGAGAUGUUAUCCAGCCGACUACAAAAUGCCCAAGCAGCACAUACAUAUGCAGCUGCUAUGGGAGGAGCAGGAGGCACCGGAGUACGACAUCGACUCGGAGGACGAGAGAUGGCUGAAGCAGCAGAGACAUCCGGAGCUCACAGAACUAAAGUUCGAGCAAAUGAUGGACAAGUUGGAGCGCAGCUCUGGUCAGACGGUGGUGACGCUCAACGAGGCCAAGCUGCUGCUGGAGCGGCAGGACGACCUCGUCAUCGCCGUCUACGACUACUGGCUCAACNUUAAUGUUUUGCAGCAACAUCCUCUCAUCCUGUCGGUGAAGACGGAGCAUCGGCCCGGGCAAUCGUCGAACAAUCCUUAUCUAGCAUUCAGAAGAAGAACAGAGAAAAUGCAGACCAGAAAAAAUAGGAAAAACGACGAGAGUUCGUACGAGAAGAUGUUGAAGCUCCGUCGCGAGCUGGCGCGUGCCCUCACACUGUUGGAGAUGGUGUCGCGGCGGGAGCGCGCCAAGCGCGAGCUGGUGCGCCUCACAGCGCUGCUGGCGGAGAGACGGUAUGCUGCUGGGGACUUCACCGCGCAGCUGCCGGAGCCCGCCAGGCAAUACAACACGGUGCCGAUAUCGACUUUAAGUUUCCGUCGAGAGGCGUACGCGGUGCAGCACUACCCGCCGCGCGCCCCGCCCACACCAGUAGACCAGCCCAGGCAGCGAGAGAAGCGUCCAUACAAGAGACGGAAACACAGGCACCACGCCGCCGGCUCCGCGCAGGGGCUGCGAGAGUGUGGCGUGUGUACGUCUUCGGAGGAGGAGGGGGUGCCCGCGAGCGCGGCCAGCCCGCGAGCUGAUACCUUCGACGAUGGACCCUUCGCAUUCCGCCGCAAGCCCGGCUGCUACUAUGAAAUGCCGACUUCAACUCUUUACGGCGACCCUGUGGAUCCUGACUGCACAUCAAAAGAUGGUCUCUUCGAACACGAACUGGAUGAGAGGCAUAGGUUCACACUGACGUCGAUAACGCAGCCGUACACGCGGUGCGUGGGGUUCGCGCGGCGGCGCGUGGGCCGCGGCGGCCGCGUGCUGCUCGACCGCCUCGCCACGCCGCUCGACGACCUCUGGCCGCGGCUGCCCUUCACCUUCCCCGCCUCCACGCACCACCGCCUGCUCAGGGACGAGGAGGUGGAACUGGAAACAAAGGCUCAUCGCACUCCGAAGGAGAUGACGCGGGACUACCACGAGGGCGGCAAGUACCCCUGGCGACAUGCCUUCCGGCGGCACCUCGCGCGCAACCCCGGCCUCUGGACCGUCGACGUCAAGCCGGACGCUGAAGUCAAGUCGGACGCCGACGUCAAACCGGACGAUGACGUCAACUUCCUCUCGGGCUGCCAAUGCAAGAGCAUUCAUGUUGUAAUUUGUUUCCUCCUUGUAAAUAUUACUUUAAAUGUUUUAGUUAGUGGAAUGUUAGCUCGCCGCGCCGCGCUGCGCCGCCCCGCUCCUGUACAAGCCGGGGGAGGUAUUCAAAACACCCGCACUUAA
This is a messenger RNA of Papilio polytes (common Mormon), 2065 nucleotides long. It is a transcript of the gene E(Pc), whose product is annotated as enhancer of polycomb homolog 1. Lineage: Eukaryota; Metazoa; Arthropoda; Insecta; Lepidoptera; Papilionidae. Gene Ontology annotation, cellular component: piccolo histone acetyltransferase complex. Gene Ontology annotation, biological process: regulation of transcription by RNA polymerase II. The transcript is spliced from 13 exons. The coding region runs from base 299 to 2065 and encodes 588 amino acids. The record is from RefSeq and is a predicted model, not a curated record.